AACAUACAAAAUAGCCCCCAAGAUUUUUACUAAUAAUGGCGCUGCGUGCGACGGUGGUACGGUUUCCGUCGGAUCCGGACGCGCAGGAAUCGUCGGGGCUGCCGUGGGGAGUGACGGUAACACCGUUCGCCUCCAAGGACGAGAACGGUAACUCGCCGGUGUACGGAUCGGGAGGAGAUUUGAUUCCUAGGUGCGAGAAUUGCUGGGCGUACUACAACACGUACUGUGACCAAGACCAGUGGGCGUGGACUUGUUCCCUCUGUGGAACCCUAAAUGGCCUCUCCUCUGAAACAAUUGCUCGUUACUCUCUUCCUGAAUCUGCCCCGGAGAAUAUGUCUUCCUUCGUCGACCUGGAAUUGCCCUUGGAAGGUUCUGAGGAGGAUAUGCAAGCCCGGCCUGUUUAUGUUGCCGCUAUUGAUUUGGCAUCCUCAGAAGAGUUUUUAGAACUUACGAAAAGUGCUUUGUUAGCUGCUUUGGAAGCUCUUGCGCCAGGGUCUCUUUUUGGGCUUGCUACAUUCAGCCACAAAUUAGGUUUGUAUGAUGUGCAAGGACCUAUUCCGGUGGUGAAAAAUGUCUUUCUACCCCAGGACUCUGAUGGAACCUUGCCGAUCGAGCUUGAAGAUGCCAUGCCAUUGUUUUCUUUUUUGGCUCCAGUAGAAACAUGCAAGGACCGUAUUGCAUCUGCACUAGAAACUUUAAGACCAACGUCAUCUUGGGACGGUACAGGUUCUGGACAAGGAUUAGAUAGAAUUUUGCUGGGGGGACGAGGUUUUGGGCUGGCAAUGGAAACACUUAUCUCAUACCUUGGAUCUGAACAUGGCAACACUUUUGCAUUAGCCAGAAUAUUUGCUUUUCUAUCUGGACCUCCUGAUUAUGGACCUGGCCAACUGGACACAAGAAGAUAUGGUGAGCAAUAUGCUAGUAAAGGAGAGGAUGCUGAGCUUGCUUUACUUCCUGAGCAGACACCAUUUUACAAAGAUUUGGCUGCUGUCGCUGUUCAAGCAGGUGUUUGCAUAGACAUACUUGCUGUUACAAAUGAGUACACAGACUUGGCAUCUUUGAAGUUUCUUAGUAUUGAUAGUGGAGGCUCAUUGUUUCUUUACCCAAAUACUGAUGAUUCAACACUUCCUCAAGACAUGUACCGGAUGUUAAGUCGUCCAUACGCCUUUAAUUGUAUCAUGCGGUUGAGGACAUCGUCUGAAUUCAAACCUGGGAAUUCGUAUGGUCAUUUCUUCCCUGAUCCACAGUACGAAAAUGUGCAACAUGUUAUUUGUUGUGAUUCGUAUGCUACAUAUGCUUAUGACUUUGAUUUUGAAAAUAAUCAUGGGUUUUCCAGACACACUUCUGAGCUCCCAAUGCUACAGUUGGCUUUCCAGUAUACUGUUGUUGUGUCCCCACAGGAACUUCCAACUUCAGGAUCAGGCUUGACGAGUAGAUCGAAGUAUACCAUUAAAAGGCGCCUUAGAAUUCGAACUAUGCAGUUCGGGGUUGCUCAUAACAUCAAUGAGCUAUAUGAUAGUGUCGAGCAUGAAGUUGUUCUUUCAAUACUUGUUCACAAGGUCAUACUAGCCUCACUUAGUGAAGGAGUUCGAGAAGGCAGGAUGUUACUACAUGAUUGGCUUGUAAUUCUUACAGCUCAAUAUAAUGAUGCAUGCAAAACUGUUGCCAAUGGGUAUGGGAGUUCAAUAGGCUCACUUAUCGAUGUGACGUUCUCUCAAUGUCCACAAUUACAGCCUUUACCUCGACUAGUCUUUGCUUUGCUUCGAAAUCCUCUUCUGCGUUUCCAUGAAGAAGGCAUUCACCCAGAUUACCGGAUAUACCUUCAAUGUUUGUUCAGUGGUCUUGAACCAAGUUCUCUUCACCGUGCAAUAUAUCCUCUAUUGACAUCAUAUGCAACUCCUGAUAAAUUGGCAUAUCCUCGUCAUUCGUUGAGCCGUGCUGCAUUGCUGACAAGUGAAAGUCCUAUAUUCUUCCUUGAUGCAUUCACAACCCUCAUUGUAUUUUAUUCCUCUACAGCCGACCCUACACUUCCUUAUCCUCCACCACAUGACUGUUUAUUGAGAACGACAAUAAACAAACUGAAGCAAGAGAGAAGCAUGACUCCUAGACUGAUGUUUAUUAGAGGGGGCCAAGAAGAUCCCACCCCAUUUGAGAACUAUCUAAUUGAAGAACAGGAUGUUGAUGGAAGUGGGUUUGCAAGCGUUAUGGGGUUUGUUUCUUUCCUCGAGGAGGUCAGCCAGAGUGUGCUAGAAUACAUGAAAUAGAAGAUCUGUACAUAUUGCUCUCAUCACAUGGCAUGGGUUCCCCCAAUCUGAAUGAGGAACAAGAUCCCUAAACAGUUGUUGCAAAAUGAAUCAUACAGAGAGCUCAUCAUUUUUGCAGGUACGUUUAUUCAGACAAGCUUUGUGUAAUAAGGGCUCAUUUAACAACUGCCCUGUCUUGUAUUUAGUACUUAGAUAUCAGAAUUAAAGUUAUACACAUUGUUUUGGAAAAACUAAGAUGGGUUUCUGUUAUAUACCUUCACUUGCAAAGGAGUCUUGUUUA
Messenger RNA from Cynara cardunculus var. scolymus (artichoke), 2544 nucleotides. RefSeq names its product protein transport protein Sec24-like At3g07100. Gene Ontology annotation, biological process: COPII-coated vesicle cargo loading; intracellular protein transport; endoplasmic reticulum to Golgi vesicle-mediated transport. Bases 36 to 2264 code for a protein of 742 amino acids. NCBI's taxonomy places the organism in Eukaryota, Viridiplantae, Streptophyta, Magnoliopsida, Asterales, Asteraceae. Gene Ontology annotation, molecular function: zinc ion binding; SNARE binding. The record is from RefSeq and is a predicted model, not a curated record. The transcript is spliced from 14 exons. Gene Ontology annotation, cellular component: COPII vesicle coat; endoplasmic reticulum exit site.